Acanthosepion pharaonis is the source of this 456-nucleotide messenger RNA. The record is from the annotation of a GenBank genome assembly. NCBI's taxonomy places the organism in Eukaryota, Metazoa, Mollusca, Cephalopoda, Sepiida, Sepiidae.
AUGCUGGUUUUCUCUCUUCCCUCUGGUCCUUCUGUGUCUUUUUCUAUUCAUGCUCUCUUUUUCUUUCUUCCUUCCUCUCUUCUGGUCUUUUUCCAUUCAUCUGAUUUUUCUCUUCCAUGCUGGAUUUUUCCUUUUCUAUUCCCUUUGGUCCUUCUGUGUCCUUCUCUAUUCAUCCUUCCCUCUGAUCCUUUUUUCUCUCUUCCCUCUGGUCCUUCUGUGUCCUUUUCUAUUCAUGCUGCUUUUUCUCUCUUCCCUCUGGUCCUUCUGUGUCCUUUUCUAUUCAUUCUGGAUUUUCUAUUCUCUUUAUAUCUGAUCCCUCUCUUCUUUUUCUAUUCUUGCUGGUUUUCUCUCUUCCCUCUCAUCCUUCUGUGUCCUUUUCAUUUCAUGCUUUUUCUCUUCCCUCUGGUCCUUCUGUGUCCUUUUCUAUUCAUGCUGGAUUUUCUCUCUUCCCUCUGA